AUGUCAUUUGAACCAUCUACUGAUGGUGUAAAAGGUCGUUACACAGUUGUUUGGUGUACGGAGGCAGAUGAAAAUGUAACUGAAUGGGAUCUUAUUAUACGAUAUUAUGAGACACGCAAACCUGAAAAGUGUAAGCAUUACGAUUUAAAGCACCCUCCACCAUUGGGUCAAGCACACUCUCAUAUACGGCAAGAUGUUAAAAUAAACCGUAAUUGUACAAAUGCUUGCUUUUCAACAUCAGUUGAUCUGAUAUUCCAAGCAUGCUAUGCCAUUAAGAGCAUGCUAAUGAGAGGGAUCCACAGUUCUGAAGGUCAUGAUUCCUUUCAUUAUGUAAGGAAUAACUUCACUGAUGUCAGAUCACUAAGAGCUAGUACUCCUGCUGUCAAAUUUGUCAAUUACAAUGACUAUGUGUCAGCCAUUUGGUUCCUUGGCUCUGUCCCUGCUGGCAACUUCACAAUGGAUAUCUGCAGUAUUAAUGGCACGUUGCCUUCUGAGGUAUGUUUCGACGUGACAGACAACUGUACGAGCGCGCUGUACGACAUCUCGUGCUAUCUCAGUCCGCCGCACGGUUUCUACAGCAUCCGGCUGGUGCACUUCGCACCUUGGGUGUACGGCCGCAUCGCCGUCGAAAGCGCACAUUCAGAGUUUGAGCACUUCGGGCUGCCGGUGGCGGUGGGGGCGGUGCCGGCACUGGGCGGUGUGAGCUGGGCGUGGACGUGGGCGUGGGGCGUGCUAGGGCUGUGCGCGCUGGGCGCGGUGGGCUCGCUGUGCGCGCUGCUGGCCAGCCGCGCGCGCGUGCAGGCCAAGCUGCGCAGCUCCGUGCGGGCCGCCUGGCUGCACUCGAGCGAAUCGAGCGGCAAAACGUGCGUGAGUGGUGGUGCUGGUGGUGAGGCCGGCGUGCGCGUGCUGCUGCUGUACGCGCGCGACUGCGCACGCGCAGUGGCGGCGGCGCGCAGCCUGGCGCGCCUGCUGCACCACGUCGCACCGCAACGGGUGUACUCGCUGUACUCGGGCGAGGUGUGCGCGAUGUCGGGCGGCGCGCCCGCAGAGUGGCUGCGCGCGUUCGUGGCGCGGGCGGACGCGCGCGUGGUGCUGCUGCAGACGCCGGCCGCCGCCUGCCUGUGCGCCGCGCAGCUGGUGCAGCGCGGCCGCGCGCUCACGCUGGAGCAACCACUUCUUGGGCGUGUAGUGGCCCGAGAGCCACAUAGUGGAGACGCGCUACUGCGGCUAGCAUUGCGUCUCCUUAGCGAGGCCGCUGCCACACCUGUCUGUACCACCGGUGCCACUGAUACUGACAACGCUGCCACUGUCACCGCCGCACAUCCCUACCGCAAAUAUUACAUUGCCUCGAUAUCAGGCCUGGAGGCAGAGGUUGUGCCGCUGGUGACUCCACAGCGCCGGUACCUACUGCCCGAGGCUGCCAUGACGCUGCUGCGAGACUUGGGUUACGAGAACCAGCAUUUGGACCAGCAGCUAGAGCAAGACCUGCAACAGCUGGACCAUGAUCUGCGAGAGUUUCUCUCCUACGUGGCCGAGCACCCGGACUAUCUCAACGACGAGCUACUCUUCCUGUGA
This is a messenger RNA of Parnassius apollo (apollo), 1575 nucleotides long. The record is from the annotation of a GenBank genome assembly. Lineage: Eukaryota; Metazoa; Arthropoda; Insecta; Lepidoptera; Papilionidae.